Molecule: messenger RNA, 1277 nt
Organism: Physcomitrium patens
Lineage: Eukaryota; Viridiplantae; Streptophyta; Bryopsida; Funariales; Funariaceae
Product: ras-related protein Rab7
Cellular component (GO): vacuolar membrane
Molecular function (GO): GTPase activity; GTP binding
Source: RefSeq, a predicted model, not a curated record
CCCCGCUCUCUCGCUCUCUCUCGAGACAGCAGCUUCUUCGUCUUCUUCUUCUUCUUCGAUGAUGGAUGUUGAUGAUGCAUCCAUCUUUCUCUCGCUCUCUCGCUCCCUUGUCGCCAAGCCAAGCCAUCCUUGCGUUGCGCUGCGUCGGGGUUUCAAUUCGAUCUCUCGCUUCCAAUCGAUUGCCGUUGUGGAUUUUGCCUCGCACUGCUCAGAGUUCCUUUCUGGGUUUUUGAGUGGGUAAAUUUUUAGGUCGCACGUUUGGGAGAAGGGCAGCACAGAACGCAACCAUGUCGGCUCGUAAGAGAACCUUGUUGAAGGUCAUCAUCCUCGGCGAUAGCGGGGUUGGGAAGACAUCGCUGAUGAAUCAAUAUGUUAACAAGAAGUUUAGCAACCAGUAUAAGGCCACGAUUGGAGCAGACUUUUUGACAAAAGAGGUGCAAGUCGAAGACAGACUUGUGACAAUGCAGAUUUGGGACACAGCCGGACAAGAGCGGUUUCAGAGCCUUGGCGUUGCCUUUUAUCGGGGUGCAGACUGUUGUGUUCUUGUUUACGAUGUCAAUGUUAUGAAGUCCUUUGAUAAUCUGGACAACUGGCGGGAUGAGUUCCUGAUUCAGGCAAGUCCAUCGGAUCAAGAAAACUUCCCUUUUGUUGUUCUUGGCAACAAGGUGGACGUAGAUGGUGGCAACAGUCGAGUGGUUUCUGAGAAGAAGGCUAAAGCAUGGUGUGCAGCGAAAGGAGGCAUUCCUUAUUUUGAGACAUCUGCCAAGGAAGACUUCAAUGUAGAUGCGGCAUUUCAGGUUAUUGCUAAGAAUGCAUUGAAGAACGAGACAGAGGAAGAAAUUUACCUGCCCGACACAAUCGACAUGAACGCCAGCAGGCCACAAAAAGCUUCCGGUUGUGAGUGUUAAAAGAACAUUCGAGAAUCUUCCAAUGGUGCCAGAGUUGUCCAGCUAAACAGUGGGGUGAUUGAUUUUCAGGCAUUCAUGUAAAAAGCCAAAACCUGUCUCAAGUGACGUUGUAUGGUCCCCGAAAUCUCAGAUCGUGUUUUACACCAAUGCCAUGGUAGUGUUUUUAGUGGUGGGCUAAUCGUGCAGAUAGUUGACCCAUUGUGUAGAUUGUUGUGAUUUGCUUGGGAUAAUGGUUUCAAGCUAUAGUGGAAUAAGGAAAAACAGAUUCUGGGUUGGUUCUAAUUAUUCCUUGUUGGAAAUGCUUACUAAUUUUUUGAACAUAUCAGUAAUGUAAAACCAACACUUGUAAAAAGAAAAUGUUUUGUAUCA